Molecule: messenger RNA, 1394 nt
Organism: Cyclopterus lumpus (lumpfish)
Lineage: Eukaryota; Metazoa; Chordata; Actinopteri; Perciformes; Cyclopteridae
Product: septin-8-A-like
Exons: 10
Coding region: 60-1394 (444 amino acids)
Biological process (GO): cytoskeleton-dependent cytokinesis
Cellular component (GO): septin ring; septin complex; microtubule cytoskeleton
Molecular function (GO): GTP binding; molecular adaptor activity; GTPase activity
Source: RefSeq, a predicted model, not a curated record
CGUGUUUCGAGUGGAGAGCAGGUUGUGGCUGAAGACGGAUCAUUCCUCCACUUCUGACGAUGGCGGCCAAUGAUGGGGACGUUUUCGGACAUAAAGAAAAGCGAAACCUGGAGCUCGGAGGUCACGUGGGGUUUGACAGUCUUCCAGACCAGUUGGUCAGUAAAUCCGUUGCUGUGGGAUUCUGCUUCAACAUCCUGUGUGUAGGUGAGACAGGGAUCGGCAAAUCGACGUUAAUGAACACUCUUUUCAACACGACAUUUGAAAAUGAGGAAGCCAGCCACUUUCAGGCUGAGGUACAGAUGCGCCCACAAACAUAUGAUCUGCAGGAGAGCAAUGUCAAGCUCAAACUGACCACUGUGCACACUGUAGGGUUUGGAGACCAGAUCAACAGAGAAGAAAGCUACAAACCCAUUCUUGAAUAUAUUGAUGCCCAGUUUGGAAGGUAUCUUGAGGAGGAGCUAAAAAUAAACCGCUCCUUAUUUAACUGCCAUGACACCAGAAUCCACAUCUGUCUGUAUUUCAUCGCCCCCACUGGACACUCCCUGAAGUCUCUUGAUCUCAUCACAAUGAAGAAACUCGACAGCAAAGUGAACAUCAUACCAGUUAUUGCAAAGGCAGACACGCUUUCCAAGAGCGAACUGGACAAAUUGAAGAUCAAGAUCAUGAGUGAGCUGGUCAGUAAUGGAGUACAGAUUUAUCAGUUCCCCACAGACGAUGAAGCUAUUGCAGAGAUAAACACCUCUAUGAAUACUCAACUUCCCUUUGCUGUGGUUGGGAGUUUAGAAGAAGUUAAAGUGGGAAACAAGAUGGUGAAAGCAAGGCUGUACCCCUGGGGAUCCGUACAGGUGGAGAAUGAAAACCAUUGUGAUUUUGUGAAGCUGAGGGAAAUGCUACUGCGUGUGAACAUGGAGGAUCUCCGGGAGCAAACCCACGCUCGACACUAUGAGCUCUAUCGUCGCUGCAAGCUAGAAGAGAUGGGCUUCAAGGACACAGAUCCGGACAGCCAGUCAUUCAGUCUUCAGGACACAUACGAAGCCAAAAGGAAGGAGUUCCUUGUGGAUCUGCAGCUCAAAGAAGAACAAAUGAGACAGAUGUUUGUAAACAAAGUGAAGGAGACAGAAGCUGAGCUGAAAGAAAAGGAAAAGGAGCUUCAUGAGAGGUUUGAGCAGCUCAAGCGGAUGCACCAGGGGGAAAAGAAGAAUCUUGAGGAGAAAAGACGAGAACUGGAGGAGGAAAUGAAUGCCUUCAAUAGAAGAAAGGUUGCAGCUGAGACGCUGAUGGGACAGGCUCUCCAAGGCUGCUCACAACAACCAUUCAAGAAGGACAAGGACAAGAAGAACUUCUUUAGUCUUCCAUCUGCGUGCUCCUUAACCUCAGGAAGGAAUUUGAAUUAG